AUGGCUCAUGAGACCAGCUACAGUGCCCAGUUCAAAGGGGAGGCCAAUAAGCCAACACCAGCUGACAAUAAGUUCAUUGAGCGCAGAAGAAUACGCAGCCUCUAUAGCGAACCUUUCAAGGAAUGCCCAAAGGUGGAGAAAACUAGUGUUCUGAGUUCCAAACCAAAAAAGACCUCAGCGAGCCAUAAGCCCCUGAGGAAGUCCAAAGACAAGCAGGUCGUGUCUGGCCGGGCCUUCAAGAAAAAGAGCACAGAGGGCCCCAGUGCCACCCAACCCGACGACAAGGAGCAAAGUAAAGAGAUGAACAAUAAACUGGCUGAGGCGAAAGAGAGCCAGGUUGAUCCCACCAUUGAUUCACGUAAGAAUCGAGGUCCUAUAGCCACAGAGCCAGACAAGGAACAAGGUCUCAUGGGCCUAGGGCCUCUGAAAGAUCAAGGUCCUGUGAUCCAAGAGCCUCCAAAGGAUCAAGGCCCUACUGUUCCAGAGCCUCUGAAGGAUCAAGCUCCUGUGGUCCCAAGGCCUCUGAAGGAUCAAGCUCCUCCAGUCCCACGGCCUCUGAAGGAUCAAGCUCCUGUGGUCCCAGGGCCUCUGAAAGAUCAAGCUCCUCUGGUCCCACGGCCUCUGAAAGAUCAAGCUCCUCCGGUCCCACGGCCUCUAAAAGAUCAAGCUCCUCCGGUCCCACAGCCUGUGAAGGAUCAAGCUCCGGUGGUCCCAGGGCCUCUGAAAGAUCAAGCUCCUCCGAUCCCACGGCCUGUGAAGGAUCAAGCUCCGGUGGUCCCUGGGCCUCUAAAGGAUCAAGCUCCGGUGGUCCCCGGGCCUCUGAAAGAUCAAGCUCCUGAUCAAGAUCACAUGGUCCCUGGGCCUUUAAAGAAUGAAGGUUCUCUGAUCUCAGCACCAGUCAAGGACCAAGGCUCCUUGAUCCAGGUGCCUCUAAAGAAUCAAAGUCCUAUGGUUACAGCAAGAGUUAAGGAUCAAGGUUCCAUGGUACCAGAGACUCCGAAGGAUCAAGGUCUGAUUCCAGCACCUGUCAAGAAUCAGAGUCCUAUGGUCCCAGGACAUCUGAAGGAUCCUAGUGCCAUUGUCAUAGCACCUGUAAAGAAUGAAGGUCCUAUGCUUUCUGAGCCUAUAAAAAAACAAGGUUUAGCGGUCCCAGAGCCAGUCAAGGGUCAAGGUGGAGCAGUCCCAGAGCUUCUGAAGGAUCACGAUUCUGUAGUUGCAGCACCUGUAAAGAGUCAAGGUUCUAUGUUCCCAGAACGAGUCAAGGAUCAAGGCCCUGUAGUCCCUGAGCCUCCAAAGAAUCAAGGUCCUGUGGUCCCUGAGCCUGUGAAGAAUCCAGUUCCUAUCAUCUCGGUGCCUCUGAAAGAUCAAGAUCCUCUAGUGCCACCACCAGCCAAGGACCAAGGUCCUGUGGCCCCCGAACCUCUGAAGACUCAAGGUCCCAGGGGCCUGCAGCUGUCCACUGUUUCACCUCCACCCCCAGUCACGAUCCCAACUGUCCCCCAUGCAGAAUAUAUUGAGAGUUCUCCUUGAUACCCACCCCUUGACACCAAGGAAAGAGCUGGCAAUGAAAGUGCUCCCUCUGCAGGGCAGCAAAGUCUCACAU
Messenger RNA from Miniopterus natalensis, 1603 nucleotides. The record is from RefSeq and is a predicted model, not a curated record. Lineage: Eukaryota; Metazoa; Chordata; Mammalia; Chiroptera; Miniopteridae.